UUUCCUUCCCUGUCUUUGUAAUCCACGCUGGAUGUGCCAAUAAAAAAAAACCCCCCAGGACAGAUUUUUUUUUGGAACCGCAUGCAAAAUACCCAGAGCGAGUAGGUACCAGUACAGUCCGUGGUAAGUACACACAGGUUGGUGGUCACUGAGCGUGACUGCAAACACUAAAUUAAGUCAGGCUUUGCCUCACUUCCUCUCCUUCUCCCACAAAACCUAAUCUCUUCCUCUUCCUUUUUCAAACCUCCUCCCCUAAUCCAAAUUGGUUUUCCUUUUCUUUUCCACAUAUUAUCAACUUCUCUUUUUUUUCUCUUUCUUCCCCUUUCUUUCUUUCUGCAAUUUAAUAGAGGGUUAGAUCUGGGAGAUCGCCUUGUUCAAGUUUCCAAAUCCCAAAUCGUUUUUUUACCUUUUUGUUGUGUUACUCAUAUUCGAUCCAUCUGGAUCGCCACUCAAUAGAGAGACACGAGGAUACUUCUUUACCUUCUUCACGUUUCUCUCCUUCCCUCUAGUCCUGUACAAACACGAAUCUCGGGCGCUCUUUUCCCAUUUUUUGACGAUAAGCAGAUCGCGCUUCUGCUCCCCGGGUUUUUAAAAACAGCACUUCUUUUUUCUUUCCCUCUUUUUUAGUGAAAUACCGCAAAGAUGGCCGACGGCUUGAAGAUGGGAAACCUUUCCCUCAACGAAUCUCAGCAUGCGCCUGCCCCAAACUCUUCCGCUGGCCGCGCUGCCUACAUCCCUCCCCAUCUCCGUCAACGCCAAAUGGGUGGUGCGAACAUGGACGGAGCCCCCGCCGCUGCCCCCCCUGCCCCUGGUCCUAGCGGACCUGGCAACUCUUGGGGUUCAAGAGGCGCUCCUCGCGGUGGCAACUGGGCCAACGCUAGUGCUCCUGAUUUCAGCCCUCGCGGUCCCAAUACCAAUGGUAACACCAGCUGGACUCCCACUGAAGGUUCUCGCCGAUCAUUUAAUCCUGAUGCUUACGGAAACCCAGGUCAUGGAGGCUCUUAUGGCGGAAGCGGAGGCAGUGCCAGAGGCUCCGGAGAUGGCCAGUGGCGCGACGGCAAGCACAUCCCUGGUCCCGCCAAUGCUCGCGUGGAGCGUGAACUUUUCGGCCUGCCCAACGAUCCCACUAAGCAGAACACUGGUAUCAACUUUGCCAACUACGACGAUAUUCCCGUGGAAGCCUCCGGUCACGAUGUUCCCGAGCCCGUCAACGCAUUCACCAACCCUCCUCUGGACGACCACCUGAUUGCCAACAUCAAGCUCGCUUACUACCAGACUCCUACCCCGGUGCAGAAGUACUCUAUUCCUAUCGUGAUGAAUGGCCGUGACCUGAUGGCUUGUGCCCAGACUGGUUCUGGAAAGACUGGUGGUUUCUUGUUCCCAAUCUUGUCUCAGGCCUUCCAGAACGGUCCUUCCCCGACUCCUGCCCCGGCAUCCGGCCAGUUCAGCUACGGCCGUCAGCGCAAGGCCUACCCAACGUCCCUUAUCUUGGCCCCAACUCGUGAACUUGUCUCUCAGAUCUUCGAUGAAGCCCGAAAGUUCGCUUACCGCUCUUGGGUUCGUCCCUGCGUCGUCUACGGUGGUGCCGACAUUGGAUCUCAGCUCCGUCAGAUUGAACGUGGUUGUGAUCUUCUGGUUGCCACUCCUGGUCGUCUCGUGGAUCUUAUUGAGCGUGGCCGCAUUUCUCUUGUCAACAUCAAGUACUUGAUCCUGGACGAAGCUGAUCGCAUGUUGGACAUGGGUUUCGAGCCUCAGAUCCGCCGCAUUGUGGAGGGUGAAGAUAUGCCUCAUGUUAAUGACCGUCAAACCCUGAUGUUUUCUGCCACCUUCCCUCGCGACAUCCAGAUGCUGGCUCGCGACUUCCUGAAGGAUUAUGUUUUCCUUUCUGUUGGCCGUGUCGGCUCAACCUCCGAGAACAUCACCCAGAAAGUUGAAUACGUCGAAGAUCACGAUAAGCGUUCGGUUCUCUUGGAUAUUCUCCACACUCAUGGCACUAGCGGUCUCACCCUCAUUUUCGUUGAGACCAAGCGCAUGGCCGACUCUCUGUCGGACUUCCUGCUCAACCAGCGCUUCCCUGCCACCGCCAUUCACGGUGACCGUACUCAGCGUGAGCGUGAGCGUGCUUUGGAGAUGUUCCGUUCCGGCCGUUGCCCUAUCUUGGUUGCUACUGCUGUCGCUGCUCGUGGUCUUGAUAUCCCCAACGUUACUCACGUUAUCAACUACGACCUGCCUACUGAUAUUGACGACUAUGUUCACCGUAUCGGUCGUACCGGUCGUGCGGGUAACACCGGUAUUGCAACCGCCUUCUUCAACCGUGGCAACCGCGGCGUCGUUCGCGAUCUGAUUGACCUUCUCAAGGAGGCUCACCAGGAGGUUCCGUCGUUCUUGGAGAGCAUUGCUCGUGAGGGCAGUGGAUAUGGUGGCCGUGGCGGCCGUGGAGGUCGUGGCCGUGGAGCCAACGCCACCCGUGAUAUGCGUCGGAUGGGCGGCGGUAUGGGCGGUCCUCCUUCCUUCGGUGGCAGCAGCUACGGCGGUCCCAGUGCUGGCUAUGGUGGUAGCUACGGUGGUGGCGCUCCCUCUUACGGUGGUGGUGCUGGUGGCGGCGGCAGCGGCGGCAGCUACGGCUACGGCGGCAGCGGCGGCGGCGGCUAUGGAAACCCCUCGGGCCCUACUGGACCUUCCUCCUGGUGGUAAAUCCGGGGUUAUGCCCGUGGUCUCUGACGAGGCCGUCAGGUCUGAUUGGCUCCAUUUAUCUUCAUUUGCCUUUCAUUUGACGGAUACGAUCAGAACGAGCCCUGAGUUGUUUUUUUCUUUUUUGUUUUAUCUCAGGAACGGCUUUGUCAUGACUGCCACGACUUCCUUUUAGAUUUUUUUUUUUUUUUUUUGUUCUU
Messenger RNA from Aspergillus pseudonomiae, 2891 nucleotides. RefSeq names its product DEAD/DEAH box helicase. The record is from RefSeq and is a predicted model, not a curated record. Bases 643 to 2694 code for a protein of 683 amino acids. Lineage: Eukaryota; Fungi; Ascomycota; Eurotiomycetes; Eurotiales; Aspergillaceae. Gene Ontology annotation, molecular function: RNA binding; ATP binding; RNA helicase activity. Gene Ontology annotation, cellular component: nucleus. The transcript is spliced from 3 exons.